CUUUGUUACUCACGAAAUUCACACAAAGGUUUGUGUACAAGAAACAAUGGGCGACUCAUUCAUAGGCAAUCUCACAGAGAGUGUCAAUCAACUGACGCCGACAUCGAUCGCCAUCUCAGUCGCGGUCUUGCUGGGCAGUCUCAUCACGAUCUGGCUUCAAAAUGGCCCAUCAACGCCCAAGGAGCUUCGCAAUCUUCGACGAGAAGGCGUGUCAUCAAGCAACAUGAGCGACCAAACCGAUUCCAAAUACGACUUUCCUGAGAGCACUGAAAAUGAUGGCCCAAUUCGUAUCAAAGCAAUCUUUGUGCAUCCCAUCAAAUCUUGCGCCCCAGUCGAAUUGAACCGAGCGCAACUCAUCAAGAGUGGCUUGGUCUGGGAUCGAUGUUUCGCUCUGGCGACAGAAGUCAAUCGUGCGGAAUCAGAAGGGGGCCCGAUAUGGCGAUUCAUCAGUCAGCGGACUAAACCGCUCAUGUCGCAGAUCAAGACCGAGUUAUGGCUCAGUCCCGAAGGUAGCGAUGCGAGCUCUCCUUUCGACUCCGUGGGAUGUCUCGUCUUCAAGUUCCCAGAUCCAGAUCCUCCGACUCUGUUGGAACAGCUAAAAUCCAUGCUGUUCUCUCAUCCGAGGGAAGUCUCUGCGUUCGUGUCGCUCUCUCCAGAUGAAAAUUAUCUCAAUAAGCAUGGGAUCGCCAUGAAGACAUUUGCCAUUCAUUCAAGAGAAGCAAAAGGCUUGGAUAUGGGAAACGCACCAACCAUUGCCGCCAUACUCCCCAAACUCAAGCGCUUCCUCAACAUCCCCGAGCAUCAAAAGCUCACUCUUUUGCGCUGCACACCAAACACUCUCGUGCCAACAGAGAAGAACCUAGCGCCCUUGGAGCACAUCGGCAAACCAGCUGUUCACGGUUACACAGACCAACAACCCGUCAACGUGAACAGUCUCGCCUCCGUCCACGCCGUUUCAGCCCUUCUCCCCAAAGAAAACCAGCCUCUCAACGCGCUUCGUUUUCGCGCAAAUAUUUGGAUCACAGGUGCUCCAGCGUUUGUCGAAGAAACAUGGAAACGAUAUCGCGUUGUGCCAAAGCAACAACAUGCAGCCUCCCCUUCACUUUCUGUCGUUUGCCGGACAUCGCGCUGCACGUUGCCGAACGUGAAUCCACUUACUGGUAAAUUUGAUACAGAUAAACCGGACAGUGGAAAAACAAGAGGAAAGGCACAGCCUAGCUCGACGCUUGUUAAGCAUCGAACGGUUGAGGAUGGAAACCCGAGGGCUUUGGGGUACCUUGGCAUGCACUGUGUCCCAGAAAAUGCAGGCUUGCAGCAGGCUGCGGACAGUGUUGAAAAUCUGUAUGUUCAAGUCGGUGAUGAGAUUGAAGUUCUUGAGCGCGGAGUUCAUUUAUACGGAUCGACUGCCAAUGACUACUAGCCUCAGGUCUCUCCGCAUGCAAUUAUCACCAGCUCGGAAAUCUCCGAACAAGAAACCCUAAAUAGAAACUCUCCGCUACAAGGUCAGCAUCUCUACUAUCGAUAUCUUUGUCUAGCGCAGACGAUCAAUCUUACAAAAAGCCACAUUCGAUGCCACGCCAACGCCUGUGUUACCAUGUAAGCGGUAAAGACGUGUUGAUAGGCUAUCUCGCUCUUGGUGAUUGGACAACGGGUGUUAUGCGGGGAUGUAUGGCGUUUUGUUUGAGUCUGGUUGUUGGGUCAUGGUCGAAUUCGCACGCUAUGGACCAUUAUUAUUAAAAGCUUGAAGAGGGUUUAUUUAAUGUGACCAAACUCAUGAUUGAAUAAUGGAUCCAUGAGACGUAGC
Fusarium oxysporum Fo47 is the source of this 1804-nucleotide messenger RNA. RefSeq names its product MOSC domain-containing protein. The record is from RefSeq and is a predicted model, not a curated record. Bases 47 to 1420 code for a protein of 457 amino acids. Lineage: Eukaryota; Fungi; Ascomycota; Sordariomycetes; Hypocreales; Nectriaceae. Gene Ontology annotation, molecular function: pyridoxal phosphate binding; catalytic activity; molybdenum ion binding. The transcript has a single exon.